CCGCCCCUGGUCACGUGGAGGAAGUUGCUCUGGAGCCAUGAAGGAGGCGGGCGUGUCGCUUGGGCCCACGGAGCAGACUGUGCUGCUGAACAGUGGAACCCGAAUGCCCCUGCUUGGCAUGGGCACUUUCCGCCUGCAGGGGUCUGAGCUGGUGUCCCAGUGCGUGGAAGCUGCCCUAGCCCAUGGCUACCGCUCCUUUGACACAGCUGCUGUCUAUGGCAAUGAGGCUGCGAUUGGGCAGGCGCUGGGGGCCCUGUUGCCCCUUCAUGGCCUAGCACGCUCUGAUGUCUUCCUCACCACCAAGCUGGGUCCGCGGGACCAGGGCAAGGCGGAAGCUGAGGCCGCCUGCCUGCGGAGCCUGGAGCAGCUGGCCUGUGGCUACCUGGAUCUCUAUCUCAUCCACUGGCCAGGCACACAGGGCAAGCCUCAAGGGGACAAGGGCAACCGGGAGCGGCGCUGGGAGAGCUGGCGGGCGCUGGAGCAGAUGCACCACGCUGGGCACCUGCGUGCGAUAGGUGUUUCCAACUACACCCUGGGACACCUGCAGGAGCUGCUGGCCCACAGCCGGGUGCCACCGGCUGUGCUGCAGGUGGAGUUCCACCCAGAGCUGCCCCAGCGGGAGCUGUGGAACUUCUGCCAGCAGCAUGGCAUCCAUCUCCAGGCUUAUGCCUCACUGGGCUGUGGGCAGCUGUUGGGGCGGGCAGAGGUGGGGCAGGUGGCGGAGCGCCAGGGGCGUACCCCUGCCCAGGUUCUUCUACGCUGGGCACUGCACCAGGGUGUGGGGGUGAUCCCCAAGUCUGUCAGUCCCACCCGCCUGGCUGAGAAUGCCCAACUUUGGGGCUGGGACCUCAGCCCGGAAGACAUGGCUGAGCUGGGGAUGAUGGACUGCAGCAGGCACUACUGCUGGGACCCCAGUGGAGUGACAUAAAGUGGAAGGUGCAUAUGUGUGGGGGGAGGCAGGGCCAGAGGCAUUGUUUUGGGGUAAGCAUGUGUGGAAGGGGGCACUGUUGCAGCGGGGGGAGGGAUGAUGGAAAGAACUUAGGUGGUAGCAGGAGA
This is a messenger RNA of Gopherus flavomarginatus (Mexican gopher tortoise), 1056 nucleotides long. RefSeq names its product glyoxal reductase-like. The record is from RefSeq and is a predicted model, not a curated record. The coding region runs from base 38 to 928 and encodes 296 amino acids. The transcript is spliced from 2 exons. Lineage: Eukaryota; Metazoa; Chordata; Testudines; Testudinidae. Gene Ontology annotation, molecular function: oxidoreductase activity.